CAGUCAGGCAGUGUGGGCUGUCCUGUGAUGUCACUCUAAGACUCACCAGAGAGCUCUCAGAUACCAGGUGGGCACCUUCCCUAGUCCAUCCUAUUUUUUUCGGCGUCAGAUACUCCUCAGCUUCUCCUGCUAACUGAGAAUAGUGGUGUGCCAGCUCCCGUGCAGUAGGUGAGGAUUAACCGAUAGCGUUUCCAGAGGGAAGUUCUCUUUGGGUCUGUGAAUGACCAGGGCUCCUCCCUGAACACCCCUCCUGGCAACCAGACACCAAGCACUCCCCAGCCCUCCUCCAUCACCGGGAACUUGGCCUGCGUUGAGAGGCCCUCUCUGAGCCCCUAGGCCCAGCUGUCCCAGUGUUUCACCAUUUUUGGUGCCUUCCUCCAGCUUUGCUGCCACCCUUGCACUGGGCCCCUCCUUUUUCUGUUUGCAGGAGCCCAUUCCCAGCACCCCAGCAGGCGUCUGGCCAGGAUCACUCCGGAAGCCUGAGCUGGUCUUUGCUAGAAAUGGACGUUCCUGAGGCGUCCUCUAGUGGAUCUGACCGUCUGUAAAUUCCAAGUGAUGUCCAGGGUCCUCACGCCGCGGCCCAGCCCCGGCCCGGGAAACGGGACUCUGUACGAACAUUACAACUACGUGGGCAAGCUGGCCGGCCGGCUGACGGACGCCCCCGAGGGCAGCGCGCUCACCACCGCGCUGUUCCUGGUCAUCUGCAGCUUCAUCGUCCUGGAGAACCUGAUGGUUCUGAUUGCCAUCUGGAAAAACAAGAAACUUCACAACCGCAUGUACUUCUUCAUCAGCAACCUGGCUCUCUGCGACCUGCUGGCCGGCCUCGCCUACAAGGUCAACAUCCUGAUGUCAGGCAAGAGGACGCUGAGCCUGUCUCCCACGGUCUGGUUCCUGCGAGAAGGCAGCAUGUUUGUGGCCCUCGGGGCAUCCACCUGCAGCUUACUGGCCAUCGCCAUCGAGCGGCACCUGACCAUGAUCAAAAUGAGGCCCUACAAUGCCAACAAGAAGUACCGAGUCUUCCUUCUCAUCGGGAUGUGCUGGCUCAUCGCGCUCUCGCUGGGAGCCCUGCCCAUCCUGGGCUGGAACUGCCUGCAAAACCUCCCCGACUGCUCCACCAUCCUGCCCCUCUAUUCCAAGAAGUACAUCGCGUUCUGCAUUAGCAUCUUCACCGCCAUCCUGGUGGCCAUCGUGAUCCUGUACGCGCGCAUCUACUGCCUGGUGAAGUCCAGCAGCCGCAGGGUGGCCAACCCCCAGCACUCGGAGCGGUCCAUGGCCCUGCUCCGCACCGUGGUGAUCGUGGUGAGUGUGUUCAUCGCCUGUUGGGCCCCGCUCUUCAUCCUCUUCCUCGCCGACGUGGCCUGCAAAGUGAAGGAGUGUGCCGUCCUGUUCAAGGACAAGUGGUUCAUUGUGCUGGCAGUGCUCAACUCGGCCAUGAACCCCGUCAUCUACACGCUGGCCAGCAAGGAGAUGCGGCGGGCCUUUUUCCGGCUGGUCUGCAACUGCCUGGUCAGGGCCCAGGGCACCCGCUCCUUGCCCAUCCAGCUCACUCUCGACCCGAGCAAGAGCAAGUCCAGUGGCAGCAACAGCAGCCCCUCCCCGAAGAGCAAGGAAGACAUUACCCAAACGGCCCCCUCACCCUGCAUAACGGACAGAAACAAACCCCUGCAGAAUGGGCUCCUCUGCAAGUGAGGGCGGGGCUCACGGGGCAGGUCCUCGCAUCUCCACGGGAGGAGCACCCCCCAGCUCUGCGGCACCUGCUUGUUUUUUUAAAAUAUAUUUCUAUUGAUUUCAGAGAGGAAGGGGGAGGGAGCGAGA
Messenger RNA from Myotis davidii, 1815 nucleotides. RefSeq names its product sphingosine-1-phosphate receptor 3 (gene S1PR3). The record is from RefSeq and is a predicted model, not a curated record. Bases 556 to 1689 code for a protein of 377 amino acids. Gene Ontology annotation, cellular component: membrane. Gene Ontology annotation, molecular function: sphingosine-1-phosphate receptor activity. Gene Ontology annotation, biological process: G protein-coupled receptor signaling pathway. Lineage: Eukaryota; Metazoa; Chordata; Mammalia; Chiroptera; Vespertilionidae. The transcript has a single exon.